UAUAAAGUGGUGAGAUCUACGUAAAUUUUACUGUGAAAUAUAGUUUCGUAAAGAGCUUGGAAAGUGAGUGUUAUGUUAUCCCAACAAGAAUACUUUUCACAUUCACACACAAGAAUAAAGGGACUCACGGGAAGCACCAAAACAAACAAAAAAUGACAACAACAAAAGAAAAGUGACAUGAACCAAAACAAAAAAUAUUAAAAGAACAAUUUUAUGAACAAAAAGUGCAACAUGUCCUGUGCCUGUGGUUUAGAAUUUAGAUUGUUCAUCUCUCUUAAUUUCUUUGAACAUAUAUCAAUAGAUGCAAUGCACCCGUGACCUAUCUAUCUAUCUCUCUGUAAAUGAUUCUCUGAUUCAGCUUCACUUAAUAUAUGGUCCCACCUGAAUAACAUAACUUGUAUAUAAAACCAUGACACAAGCCAAUUUUUGUAUAGUUCCAAAUCACAUUCUCCACCUACAUUUUUCUUUUGUUUGUAACAUUCUUUCUUUCUAAGAAUAAUACUUCAAACAUGAAUUUCAUUUUCUAUGUUUUAUUACUUCUUCUUGUUCUACAAAAUCCCAUUGUAACACAAUGUCAUACAAAGGGACUUCGACCAAAACCUUCUACUGGAUUUGGAAUGUCUGCCAAUAUGACCAAAGUCCAAGAAUCAGAACAACAAUUCAUGAAAUGGGUGAAAUUUGUUGGUGGUCUCAAACAUACUGUCUUUAGAACAGCCAAAAAUAAGCUUUUUCCUUCUUAUACUUUGAACGUUUAUAAACAUUCAAGUAAAGGAGGAUUUUCAUCAAUUCAAGCAGCCAUUGAUUCCCUUCCCUUCAUUAAUUUAGUGAGAGUUGUCAUUAAGGUUCAUGCAGGGGUUUACACAGAGAAAGUUAGCAUUCCUGCAUUAAAAUCAUUCAUAACCAUACAAGGAGCAGGUGCAGAUAAAACAAUUGUUCAAUGGGGUGACACUGCUCUAACUCCUAAUCCUGGAGCAAAAGGACAGACACUAGGAACUUAUGGUUCGGCAACUUUUGCAGUGAAUUCACCUUAUUUCAUUGCUAAGAACAUCACAUUCAAAAAUACUGCUCCAAUUCCUAAACCAGGAGCAGUUGGAAAACAAGGAGUGGCAUUGAGAAUUUCAGCUGAUACUGCUAUGUUCCUUGGCUGCAAAUUCUUAGGGGCACAGGACACACUGUAUGAUCAUAUUGGUAGGCACUAUUAUAAAGAUUGUUAUAUUGAAGGCUCUGUUGAUUUCAUAUUUGGCAAUGCUCUCUCUCUUUUUGAGGGGUGUCACGUGCAUGCAAUAGCACAAAAUAUAGGAGCACUAACAGCACAAGGAAGGAACAGUUUAUUAGAAGACACGGGAUUCUCGUUUGUACACUGUAAGGUCACGGGAUCAGGAGCACUAUACCUUGGAAGGGCUUGGGGUCCCUUUUCUCGGGUUGUCUUUGCUUACACUUACAUGGACAAUAUCAUCAUUCCCAAAGGAUGGUACAAUUGGGGUGAUCCCAACCGUGAAAUGACUGUAUUCUAUGGACAAUACAAAUGCACAGGACCAGGAGCAAGCUAUGCAGGGAGGGUAGCAUGGUCAAGGGAACUCACUGAUGAGGAGGCUAAACCAUUUAUUUCACUCAAUUAUGUUGAUGGGUCUGAGUGGAUUAAUUCUUUCUUUUGAAUUGAGAGGAAAUGAGAUUGAUUUUCUCAUGUGACCAAUUUUUUAUGUAUAUAUAUAUAUUAAAUGAAUAAGCUCCAUCAAUGACAAAUUGUAGAAGAGAACCUGACUUCAAUUCUUGAUGAGACUUUACCUAUCCCAUACUGAACUCCGGAUUCUCAUGACUCAUUGCAUUCAUAAAUAUAGUAGUAAAACUAAAAUGCACAUAAUAGCAUUUUCUCAA
This is a messenger RNA of Medicago truncatula (barrel medic), 1875 nucleotides long. Its product is annotated as probable pectinesterase 53. Gene Ontology annotation, biological process: cell wall modification; pectin catabolic process. The record is from RefSeq and is a predicted model, not a curated record. NCBI's taxonomy places the organism in Eukaryota, Viridiplantae, Streptophyta, Magnoliopsida, Fabales, Fabaceae. The transcript is spliced from 5 exons. Gene Ontology annotation, molecular function: pectinesterase activity. The coding region runs from base 510 to 1655 and encodes 381 amino acids.